GUUAUUCGUCAUGCAGUUAAACAGCAUGGAUGAAUUAUUCAUACAAGUGGAUACACGAUACAUACACACUGGUAUUACGUUUAUUGCUGCUGAUCGAAGCCUGCAGAGGGCAUUGUGGAUCACUGUACAAGUGACUGCGUAUCGAUCUGAUAUUUGUAUUUUGUUUCCAUCUAGGUCAUACCUGUGUUGUCCAACUGCCAUUUUGAAAUAUAAAUAUCUGAAUGAGGUGAAGGAGAUUUUGUAAUACAGUAAAAUGAAAGUAUAACAACUUGGAGUUGACAUGUACUGAUACAAAUAUCGUAUACUUAUUCGUUAAAACUUCAGGAAAUAGUCAUGACCACUGAAGGGGAAGGCCGUGCUGUGGCACUUCAGAGAUACAAGAUUUUAGCCGGUCUAAUGGGACUGUUGUCUGCCGGACUCUUGAUCAUUGGAAUUAUCGCCGUUUCCAAGUACCCCGAUAGCGGCUUCGGACCCCCAUAUUUCAUCGGAUGUUUUGUCGUCGGAUGUUUGGGUCUGAUUCACGCGCUGGUGUGUACCUUCAUCGCUUUUAAAGGCGGCGAUAUCGAUAAUGAUGACAUCAAGAAAAGAGAAAUAGGAUGCGCGAUGACUGGACACUACAUACUGUCCAUGUUUCUAUUUAUGGGCUGUUUCAUUGGUACGAUUCUCGCCGGCAUCGGAGGUCUAGGUCAUAGUAGUUACUUUGACGAAAAAACUGGAUAUGAGGACAAAGUGAAGACCCUAUCUGGUAUUAUAAUUGCCGGCUGCAUAUUGACGUUAGGUGUUAACGUGUUCGGCAUGUGUAUCGUAUGCACCUAUGGCAGCUAUUUUGGUGUUCAUAUUCAAAAUCGUCAACGAGGUAGAGCUGUGAUAACAUUCGGAACAACCGGAACAGGCACCAACACUGCUUUUGUCACACACACGGGGGGCUUACAAAUGGGCGGUAUGGGUGCGAAUGCCGAUAUACAAACUCUUCAGGAACAAAAUAGACUGCUUCAAGAGAACCUACGGCUCCAACAAGAGCUGUUUAACCAGCAACAACGAGCGCAAGGAAACCAGUAUGGAUUUAACCCCCCUCCUCCGUCAAACUACCCCCCGGGGGGAGUGUAUCCCCCACCGGAUCCUUCCUUCCCAUCGGCACCUCCGCCAAGCUAUGAUUCAGUGAAAUAGAGUGCUAUCUUGUAAAUAUUGGUUUUAACCAUUUGUACGGAAUAACUAAAAUCGUUUCAUGCGUCAUUGUGUUUAUGCGUUGAAUGCUCUAGCAUAAAGACGCAAUACAGCGGCCAUACGUUUAAAUUGUAUUGCUAUUUUCAUCAAACUAAAUAUACUUAUCUACAAACUAUGAUGGUUUAUAACCUACCAAUAGUGCAUUGCGUUUAUAGUUAAACACGCACGGCACAACAUAAGUAGUGUACGAAUGAAUGAAAACUUUUUAUUUUCAUAAUAGAUAACAUACAGUACCCUGAUGAUUCAUUUCAGUGUGCGCGUAUUCACCAAGGGCAACUUCAUGCCACAGUGGCAUUAAUAAUUGUUUAUCUUAAUAUUGUUUGUAUUAUGUCAGCAGGCCACGAACAACUUGACAUGUUGAAAAUUGUUAUUUUUUUUUGUGAAAUGUAAUGUUGUCAUUCGUGUUUGGCCGGUAGUAUGAGUACUUUUUAUGACCAGAUCAAAUGUGGUAGUACUCUGUAAACGCUGCCCAGUUAGGGCUAAUAAAACUUGGGACUAUAGUGACGUAACACUUGAAGUAGUCGACAACUUUGACUAUCUAGGCAAUUAUUUAACUAUACGAGCACUUUCAUUUUGAAUAAACAAUAUGUAGGCGGUAAGGCUCUAAAAACUAUGAAUGUAUUAACAAAGCAUAACAAUAAUUAUGACGCACCUACGAACAUUGCGCUUCAAUUGUUUGACUCAUUUGUAGGUUCGAUCCUCAAUCAUGCGAGUUCAGUUUAAGGUGUUUUCAAUAUACAUAGAAAGGAUCCACCUUAAAUUUUGCAAAUCGUUUUUAAGAGUUAAAAAUGUACAUGUACAGCGGCUGUUUACGGAGAAUAAGGGCGCUGUCCUAUACAUAUUAGCAGACCGUUAUGUGUUUAUUGUUAAAUAUUGGUUCAAAGUGCAUCAAUUCAAUAAUAUUUGACCAGAUUUAUUCAACUUGUAUUAGUAAUAACAAACCAACUAUUGUAAAUUCAUGUAAACUCUUGGUACAGGCAAAUAAUAGAAGAAACUUGUUAAUCAAA
Molecule: messenger RNA, 2231 nt
Organism: Mya arenaria
Lineage: Eukaryota; Metazoa; Mollusca; Bivalvia; Myida; Myidae
Exons: 4
Coding region: 334-1167 (277 amino acids)
Source: RefSeq, a predicted model, not a curated record